CACCGUAACGCCUACAAUACAGGGGCACUGGAAAUGUCACUGCUUUCACCGUAACGCCUACAAUACAGGAGCACUGGAAAUGUGUUGACUGCUGGUGUUACUUCGGGGAAACGAAUGACUGGCAGUAGCACCGUUGGUCAAAGCUCCGUCCCUUCAUCUGCACCUCUGUCCUCAGUCAUGUCGUCACGUGUGCUGCUGCGGCAGCAGCUAAUGCGAGAACAAACCCAGGAGCAGGAGAGACGUGAGGCCCAGCAGCAGGCUUCUGCCUCGCAGCUCCGGGCCUCGGACUCCACUCCUGCCAUCUCUGUCACUCUUCCCCCAAAUGCUGCUCGUCCCCCGCCAGCACAGGUGCCUGUGGAAGUGCUGAAAGUGCAGACUCAUCUGGAGAACCCCACCAGGUACCACAUCCAGCAGGCACAGAGGCAGCAGGUGAAGCAGUACCUCUCCACCACACUGGGCAACAAGGUGGUUACUCAGACCUUGAGUGUGUCUCCUGCACCACAGUCCAGUUCUGCCCCUGAAACUACCCCGGUCGCCAGCAGUGUCCCGAACAGCCCCAUGGCUCUGCUCAACAUCGGCUCCAACAAGGAGGAAGUAAGAGAAAAUCAGAUUGACGAUGUGAUCGAUGACAUCAUAAGUCUUGAAUCCAGUUUUAAUGAUGACAUCAUAACGUUGAUUGACUCCGGUCUUCAGUUGCCCAGCACGCUCCCAGGAAAUCUGUUGGAUGUGUACCACAGCCCUGGAAUGGCAACAACUACAAUGACCAUCAGCAACUCGUGCCCUGCUGAUCUUCCAAAUAUUAAAAGGGAAAUUACGGAUGUGGAUGCUAAAGUGCUAAUGAAAGAAAGGCAGAAGAAAGAUAACCAUAACCUCAUUGAAAGGAGGCGGAGGUUCAACAUCAAUGACCGUAUAAAGGAGCUGGGUGGUCUCAUUCCCAAGUCAAGUGACCCAGAAAUGCGUUGGAAUAAAGGCACCAUUCUGAAAGCUUCUGUCGACUACAUCAGGAAGUUACAGAAAGAGCAACAGAGAGCAAAGGACGUCGAGAUGCGACAGAAAAAACUGGAGCAAGCAAACCACACUCUGAUGUUACGCAUCCAGGAACUGGAAAUGCAGGCACGGCUCCACGGUUUCUCCCACUCCUCCAGCAACUCAUCUGGUGUGAGCUCUGAUCCCUCGCUGCUCCAGCAGCAGGCGCUCUCUCACAGCAGUCAGUCUCUGGCCUCCCCUCAGAACCUCCUCAGUCUUGGAGCACUUGGACAACCUCUGCCUGCCUCCUUCCUUUCCCCUCCGUCGUCAGACUCUGCUGCAGUCACCAUCAGCAGCCCUCUGGACUUGGGCAGCCUGAGCUUCGCAGAACUCGACGACGCCUCGGCCUCGGCGCUCUACCCUGACGUGGGCUUAGAAGACAUUCUAAUGGAUGACGGGUGCACCUUGUCUCCAGAGAGGAUGGCUGACCACGCUGUUUUCUCCCCUCUGUCACCCGGUGCCUCAAAAAGCAGCAGUCCCAGGAGCAGCCUUGACAUGGACGAUGACUUGUAGUGAGCCCUGUGUGGUGAUCAGAGACUGUGUGAGGACAAAAGGAGCUCCUCAUUAGAACAAAACUAACCAAGAGAAAGGAUGUUCUGGGUUUAUUUUUUUUAUAUUUUCAAAACAGAAACUAUUAUUAUUGAUUUAUAAAUGCAAUCUUAUUCAAGCUAAAUGUUGUAUAUACACGUAGAAUGAGGUAUGAAGUUAACAUUAAGAAAUGAUACAUUGCGAUAGAAUAAUUUUUAAAAGAUGUUUAACAGGGAUAUAAGGUUUUCUUGAAUUUAUUACAGCACAUCCUGUUUGUUUAUAGAGAAGAAAACUACGACAUGACACCAUUUGACUGUUAAAUGGCUGGAAUCAGGGUUUGUUAAUAGCAGUCACAUACGUGUGGUCUAUGUUGGCUUCUUUCACCAGCAGCUACAGAAGGGAUCUUUUUCAAAUGAAUUGGCUCAUUGUGAAAUAUUUCCUGCAUAUUGUACAUAUAUAUAUAUAUAUAUAUAUAUAUAUAUAUAUAUAUACAUACAUAUACAUAUACAUAUACAUAUAUAUAUAAGAAUAUUUUAUUUUGAGCAAUUAUAUUGCUAGGUAGUUGAUGCAUUUGAAUGAGGGCUCAGUUUAUAUUACUUCGACACACAGUGUACAUGUAUCUGGAACAAAGCUCCAGAGCUGCACCUCGUCUUCCUCCACAGUAGCAACUCAUUGCAAAUCCUAUUUUUGAAUACAUGCACUUGGUCAAAUAGAAAUGCAACACAGUUUGAGCAAUGCAGAACAAUUUAAUAUUAUCCUCAAACAGAAGUAGUUUCUUAUCUGAAGCAUAGAUUUUUCACGCUCUCUGUUGUCAGUGACUUUCUCUUUAUUAACGUCCGUGAUCACUCAGUCAAUCUGACAGUUUAGGCUGUUUUUUUUGUCACUAUUAGUUGUGUAAAUCCUGCAAUGCAAGCCAUUAUAUUCUCUUCAAUUUGUCAGAUGCUUCACUCAUUAAAGUAAAUGAACUUGCAUGUGUGCAGUUAUCACAUACAGUAAGUAAUGUAUCUUAACCUUCAAGGUAUUGGCACUGUUAAACUGAACUAUUCUAUGAGCUUUGACAUUUAGGUGCCCCCUGCUGUUCACUCGCAAAGUUAGGGUAUUUUUUUAUUUUUGACCCAUAAACAGUCUCCAGAGCUCUGUUUCCCUGACUGCAUUGUUCCCGGUCACCUGUGGUCAGCUUUUUAAUCCAUAUCCACAAUAUGAAUCAUGUCUUAGCCUGAUACAGCGCCAUGACUGUUAACCAUUAACCUAACAUUUGUUGGCUUUCAUAAUAUUUUCAAAAAAUAAAUGAAUCAAAUGAUUCUCAGUG
Molecule: messenger RNA, 2863 nt
Organism: Solea solea (common sole)
Lineage: Eukaryota; Metazoa; Chordata; Actinopteri; Pleuronectiformes; Soleidae
Gene: tfe3b
Product: transcription factor binding to IGHM enhancer 3b
Exons: 9
Coding region: 115-1539 (474 amino acids)
Biological process (GO): regulation of transcription by RNA polymerase II
Cellular component (GO): nucleus
Molecular function (GO): protein dimerization activity; RNA polymerase II cis-regulatory region sequence-specific DNA binding; DNA-binding transcription factor activity, RNA polymerase II-specific
Source: RefSeq, a predicted model, not a curated record